Molecule: messenger RNA, 513 nt
Organism: Leishmania major strain Friedlin
Lineage: Eukaryota; Euglenozoa; Kinetoplastea; Trypanosomatida; Trypanosomatidae
Product: putative IgE-dependent histamine-releasing factor
Exons: 1
Coding region: 1-513 (170 amino acids)
Cellular component (GO): cytoplasm
Molecular function (GO): calcium ion binding
Source: RefSeq, a predicted model, not a curated record
AUGAAGAUCUUCAAGGACGUGCUGACCGGCUCCGAGGUCGUCUGCGACAAUGACUGCCCGUUCGACGUGGAGGGCGACAUCAUGUAUGUGGUGAACGGCCGCUACAUCGACGUUGGUGGCGAGGACUACGGUAUCUCUGCCAACGUGGACGAGGACGCUGCGGAGGGCGCGACGGGUGAAGUUGCGGAGGGGAAGGAGCGCGUGGUGGAUGUGGUGUACAACAACCGGUACACGGAGACAUCGUACGACAAGGCGUCUUACAUGGCGCACAUCCGCAGCUACAUGAAGCAGCUGCUGGAGAAGAUCGAGAACGAGGAGGAGAGGAAGGCGUUCCAGACGAACGCUGCGGCGUUCGUGAAGAAGGUGCUGAAGGACAUCGACGAGUACCAGUUCUUCAUCCCGGAGGGCAACGACGAGGACCCGGACAACGGCAUGAUCGUGCUGUGCCGCUGGGACGGUGAGACGCCGAGGUUCUACUUCUGGAAGGAUGGCUUGAAGGGCGAGCGCGUCUAG